GCGUCCAAAGCUCAUGGCAUGAAUGUAUAGGCGAUUUGUCUGCGCGUUCGACGACCACAAGUUGUGCGGUUCUAUGCAGCCAAUUCUUUGCUGCCUCUAGGGGACCAUGCCGCCCCACCAACGGGCCGAUGACGGGUUCCCCACUCCUUCCUUGCAACCAAUAUCAGUCGACUUCAUCGAAAACCGAGAUGCAGGAUUCCGCAACGCCGAAGGCGAGCUGCCAUGCAAUUUCGAUCCUAGCUCUCAAAAAUUCGUAGCCCCCCUUUUCGCUUUUGGUGGGGCGGUGCUCGACCACGAAGAAGAAGCAUUACGGGAGAGCAAACUAAGAGUAGUUGCAACGACGGAGAGCUUCGCCCACGCCCUCGCAGCUUUGAAAACGAAGAAGAAAUCCAAAAACCAGGCGAUAGCAAACUUUGACUUGAACUCUUGUCAUGACUGGGAAGAGAUCACUGAGCACAUACACCUGGUGGUUGAAAACUCCCACCAGGAUGAUACGACAUGGGGACAUAUACGCCGCGCAUUUCGACGCGUUGGAGAUAACGCGACGUCUAUACAGUCUUUUGUCGGCCUGCUGCCUGAUGGAGAAUAUAAGACCCUUUGUGGAGGGCUAACAUUGAUCUUGACGGCCAUGACGCAACAUGCUGAAAUCCGCGAGAAGAUGGCGGAACUGUUGAAAGAAGUGCCCGAAAUCGUCAAUCAGUGCGAGCAAUACCAGACACUCUAUCCCGGACGUAAUACCAUACAGUUGUGUGUGAACGACAUCUACAUCAAUCUCCUUCUGGCCCUGGAGGAAAUCCUCAGAUGGUAUACGCAGUCUUCCUGGAGUGAGUAGACCAAAUCAUUACCACGCAAUUUACAACUGCGUCUAGAUUCAGUACUGACGUUCUAGAACACACCAGGGACAGUCUCUCGAAGAACAGUAACUACUCAAAGGCGAUCGAUGAAUGCCUCAAAGGUAUUCGCCAGUCCAAAGUUCGCUUCCUAGAGGAGACUCAAUUAUAUUCGGCCUGGGUUCAACGAGCCACACUCUCUACAGUACUCCAGACCAACGCCCAAAACUUUGAAACCAAUUCAACAAUGCACGGCAUUGAUGGACGUCUGAUUGAG
Alternaria rosae is the source of this 1107-nucleotide messenger RNA. RefSeq lists its product as uncharacterized. The record is from RefSeq and is a predicted model, not a curated record. The coding region runs from base 107 to 832 and encodes 241 amino acids. Lineage: Eukaryota; Fungi; Ascomycota; Dothideomycetes; Pleosporales; Pleosporaceae. The transcript has 2 exons.